ACGGAACCGGAGCUGGGCGCGGUCAGAGGACGCGGGUUCCCCGAGAGCCGAAGAUGGCAGUGAAUGUGUACUCGACGUCAGUCACCAGUGAUAACCUAAGUCGACAUGACAUGCUGGCUUGGAUCAAUGAAUCUCUGCAGUUGAAUCUGACAAAGAUAGAACAAUUGUGCUCAGGAGCUGCAUACUGUCAGUUUAUGGACAUGCUCUUCCCUGGCUCCAUUGCUUUGAAGAAAGUGAAAUUCCAAGCUAAGCUAGAACAUGAAUAUAUCCAGAACUUCAAAAUACUACAAGCAGGUUUCAAGAGGAUGGGCGUUGACAAAAUAAUUCCUGUGGAUAAAUUAGUAAAAGGAAAAUUUCAGGACAAUUUUGAAUUCGUUCAGUGGUUCAAGAAGUUUUUUGAUGCAAAUUAUGAUGGAAAAGAGUAUGACCCUGUAGCUGCCAGACAAGGUCAAGAAACGGCAGUGGCUCCUUCUCUUGUCGCCCCAGCUCUGAGUAAACCGAAGAAACCUCUCAGCUCCGGUAAUGCAGCUCCGCAGAGACCCAUUGCAACACAGAGAACUACUGCAGCUCCUAAGGCUGGUCCAGGGAUGGUGCGAAAGAAUCCUGGUGUGGGUAAUGGGGAUGACGAAGCAGCUGAAUUGGUGCAGCAGGUCAAAGUUUUGAAGCUUACUGUUGAAGACUUGGAGAAAGAGAGAGACUUCUACUUUGGAAAGCUAAGGAACAUUGAAUUGAUUUGCCAGGAGAAUGAGGGGGAAAAUGACCCUGUACUGCAGAGGAUUGUAGAUAUUCUUUAAGCCACAGAUGAAGGCUUUGUGAUACCUGAUGAAGGGGGCCCACAGGAGGAACAAGAAGAGUAUUAAGCAGCCUGGACCAGCAGAGCAACAUCCGAAUUCUUCACUCCAAAUCAUGUGCUUAACUGUUAAAUACACCCUUUUGUUAUUCUUAGAGAAUUCACUGGUUUCUUUUCAUAAGCAAAAAGUACCUCUUCUUCAAAGUGCACUUUGCAGAAGUCUCUUUCCGAUGAGUUUGAGUUAGGAGCUGUUGCCUUGUAGCAGAGCAGUAUUAACAUCUAGUUGGUUCACUAGGGGACAGAGAGGCCAACCAUGGGGCUCUUCAUGUGGAUGCUGGUCACACUGACUGAUGGAGAAGGGGGUUUUGUAAUACAUUGAGGUAUUACAAAUACUCAGAGAAAUGUAAAGACUGAUAUGAAUUUUAAGUGAAAUUCUGGCAGAGAACGUUUUAAUAAAUAAUGCCUUAAGAGUA
Molecule: messenger RNA, 1263 nt
Organism: Microtus oregoni (creeping vole)
Lineage: Eukaryota; Metazoa; Chordata; Mammalia; Rodentia; Cricetidae
Product: microtubule-associated protein RP/EB family member 1-like
Exons: 1
Coding region: 54-794 (246 amino acids)
Biological process (GO): regulation of microtubule polymerization or depolymerization; protein localization to microtubule plus-end; spindle assembly
Cellular component (GO): spindle midzone; microtubule plus-end; microtubule organizing center
Molecular function (GO): microtubule plus-end binding
Source: RefSeq, a predicted model, not a curated record